Molecule: messenger RNA, 5509 nt
Organism: Heterocephalus glaber (naked mole-rat)
Lineage: Eukaryota; Metazoa; Chordata; Mammalia; Rodentia; Bathyergidae
Gene: Rnf20
Product: ring finger protein 20
Cellular component (GO): nucleus; HULC complex
Molecular function (GO): metal ion binding; ubiquitin protein ligase activity
Source: RefSeq, a predicted model, not a curated record
CCUCCCGGAAGUUUGUGGGUCUUCGCAGCAGGUCAGAGGUGAGCGAUGGGAGGCUAGGGCAGGCCUUGGUGAAUAACUCCCGAGUUGUGCUCCCGGGCGUCACGAGUUGGAAGAACCAGGUUAGAUGACGGUUUAAGAUACAAAGAGGCAGGAAAACAGCUAGCAUUUUAAGCAAAGAUGUCAGGAGUUGGAAAUAAAAGAGCAGCUGGAGAGCCUGGCACAUCCAUGCUUCCAGAGAAGAAAGCAGCUGUUGAAGAUUCUGGGACUACGGUGGAAACAAUUAAGCUAGGGGGUGUUUCUUCAACGGAGGAGUCAGACAUCCGAACACUGCAAACCAAAAACCGCAAGCUCGCAGAAAUGCUAGAUCAGCGGCAGGCCAUUGAGGAUGAACUUCGUGAGCACAUUGAAAAAUUGGAACGGCGGCAGGCGACUGAUGAUGCCUCCCUGUUGAUUGUCAACCGGUACUGGAGUCAGUUUGAUGAAAACAUCCGUAUCAUCCUUAAACGUUAUGAUCUGGAGCAGGGUUUAGGAGAUCUACUCACAGAAAGGAAAGCCCUUGUUGUGCCAGAACCGGAACCUGACUCAGAUAGCAAUCAAGAACGCAAAGAUGACCGAGAGAGAGGGGAGGGGCAAGAGCCAGCUUUCUCUUUCCUUGCUACUUUGGCCAGCAGUUCCAGUGAAGAGAUGGAAUCUCAGCUGCAGGAGCGUGUGGAGUCCUCCCGCCGAGCAGUAUCCCAAAUUGUGACUGUCUAUGAUAAACUACAAGAAAAAGUGGAGCUUUUAUCCCGGAAACUGAACAGUGGAGAUAAUCUGAUAGUGGAGGAAGCAGUGCAGGAGUUGAAUUCCUUCCUCAUACAAGAGAAUAUGAGGCUACAGGAAUUGACAGACUUACUUCAGGAGAAGCAUCAUACCAUGUCUCAAGAGUUCUCCAAGUUGCAGAGUAAGGUGGAGACAGCUGAGUCACGAGGGUCUGACCUGGAGUCUAUGAUUGAUGAUCUGCAGUGGGAUAUUGACAAAAUUCGCAAACGAGAACAAAGACUCAACCGACACUUAGCAGAAGUUCUAGAACGGGUGAAUUCAAAAGGUUACAAGGUAUAUGGUGCAGGGAGCAGUCUCUAUGGUGGCACAAUCACUAUCAAUGCCCGGAAGUUUGAGGAAAUGAAUGCAGAGCUUGAGGAGAACAAAGAGUUGGCUCAGAACCGACACUGUGAACUGGAGAAACUUCGGCAAGACUUUGAGGAGGUCACUACCCAGAAUGAAAAGUUGAAGGUGGAACUGCGGAGUGCAGUGGAGGAAGUGGUUAAGGAAACCCCGGAAUAUCGUUGCAUGCAGUCACAGUUCUCAGUGCUGUACAAUGAGAGCCUGCAGUUGAAAGCACACCUGGAUGAGGCGCGAACCCUGCUGCAUGGCACCAGGGGAACACACCAGCGCCAAGUUGAGCUCAUUGAGCGAGAUGAAGUUAGUCUUCAUAAGAAACUGAGGACUGAAGUGAUUCAGCUGGAAGAUACGCUGGCCCAGGUCCGCAAGGAGUACGAAAUGCUAAGGAUAGAAUUUGAGCAGACCCUUGCUGCUAAUGAGCAAGCAGGCCCUAUAAACCGGGAGAUGCGCCAUCUCAUCAGUAGCCUCCAGAAUCACAAUCACCAGCUGAAAGGGGAGGUCCUGAGGUAUAAGCGGAAACUGAGAGAAGCCCAAUCCGACCUGAACAAGACACGUCUGCGUAGUGGCAGUUCCCUUCUGCAGUCCCAGUCUAGUACUGAGGACCCUAAGGAUGAACCUGCAGAGACAAAACAGGAUUCCGAGGACUUAUCCAUCCAGUCUUCAGCAUCAAAGUCAUCUCAGGAGGAUGUCAAUGAAAUUAAGUCCAAACGAGAUGAAGAAGAGAGAGAACGAGAAAGGAAGGAGAAAGAAAGGGAGCGAGAAAGAGAACGAGAGAAGGAAAAGGAGAGAGAACGAGAGAAGCAGAAACUGAAAGAAUCAGAAAAAGAGAGAGAUUCUGUGAAGGAUAAAGAAAAGGGGAAACAUGAUGAUGGAAGGAAAAAGGAAGCAGAAAUUAUUAAACAACUGAAGAUUGAACUGAAGAAGGCACAAGAGAGCCAAAAGGAGAUGAAACUAUUGCUAGAUAUGUACCGCUCUGCCCCAAAGGAACAGAGGGACAAAGUUCAGUUAAUGGCAGCUGAGAAGAAGUCUAAGGCAGAGUUGGAAGAUCUAAGGCAAAGACUCAAGGAUCUAGAGGAGAAAGAGAAAAAAGAAAACAGGAAGAUGGCUGAUGAGGAGGCCUUGCGGAAGAUCCGGGCGGUAGAGGAGCAGAUUGAGUACUUGCAGAAGAAGCUGGCCAUGGCCAAGCAGGAGGAAGAAGCUCUCCUCUCUGAGAUGGAUGUCACAGGCCAGGCCUUUGAAGACAUGCAGGAACAAAAUAUCCGCUUGAUGCAGCAGUUGCGGGAGAAGGAUGAUGCAAAUUUUAAGCUCAUGUCAGAGCGUAUCAAGUCUAAUCAGAUCCAUAAGUUGCUGAAAGAAGAGAAGGAGGAGCUGGCAGACCAAGUUUUGACUCUGAAGACUCAGGUCGAUGCCCAGUUACAAGUAGUAAGGAAACUGGAAGAGAAGGAACACCUGCUGCAGAGCAACAUUGGCACAGGAGAGAAGGAGCUGGGGCUUAGGACUCAAGCGUUGGAGAUGAACAAGCGCAAGGCAAUGGAGGCAGCUCAGCUUGCAGAUGACCUCAAAGCCCAGCUGGAAUUGGCUCAGAAGAAGCUACAUGAUUUUCAGGAUGAGAUCGUGGAGAACAGUGUCACCAAAGAAAAGGACAUGUUCAAUUUUAAACGAGCCCAAGAGGACAUCUCUAGGCUUCGAAGGAAGUUGGAGACCACAAAGAAACCAGACAAUGUACCCAAAUGUGAUGAGAUUCUGAUGGAGGAGAUUAAGGAUUACAAGGCACGUUUGACCUGUCCAUGCUGCAACAUGCGAAAAAAGGAUGCUGUACUUACCAAGUGUUUUCACGUUUUUUGUUUUGAAUGUGUGAAGACGCGCUAUGACACCCGUCAGCGCAAAUGUCCCAAGUGUAAUGCUGCUUUUGGUGCCAAUGAUUUCCACCGCAUCUACAUUGGUUGAUCCAAGUCAAGAGAAGAAGAGGAGCUGGCCAGCCAGGCACUUACUCAUUAACCUUUUCUCUCAAUUCCCUUUCCUCCUCAGACUUCACAUCCAGUUUCUCCUCUCUAGUAGCUAGGUGACUUUAGGGAAAGGGACUGAUAAAUGCAAGUCUGGGAUUUUAGAAAGAAUUAGAGACAAACUCGUAUUUGUCUUUCCUAUGAGCUUUGUUUAUUUCCUGCUUUGAGACUAAACAUUUUUUUGUUUGGGUCCAUCAUUUAAUCUUGGGUUGUCCACUCCUCCUGAGAAACCAAGUUGGUAUUUUUGACAUGGAGAAGGGAACAAAGAGGACAAAUGUGCUACUAUUUUGGAGGAAUGACCUUUUGGAAAUAAGCUAUCCAUGAGUGCAAACUUUUCUUCAUUUGGGUAGUAAAAUUUUUCUAAACUUGGAUUAUAAAAUGAAACAAUUGUGCUCCUCUUUCCUGGAUUGUUUGAAGCCUUAGUGAAAUUAUAUCCAGGAUAUUUCAAUCUUAUUUCUCAUUUACUAGCAAAGUAACUUAAGGUCAGCUGGCUUUCUGCUAAAGUUAUUUACAUUUUUAAUGUUUAGCUACUUAACAUGUUAAAUUCUUGAGGCCAAAAUAAUUUCAAACUGUUUUAGCCCCUUUUGUCUUCUGAUGAAAUCAAAAUUGGGAGAAGAUGAGGAACAGGAUUGAGAUGGUGAAGAGAACUUCUGUGCACUCUGGGAAAUUAAAACAGAAAGGUCUAGGUGAGCUAUGAAUUACUCAUAUCCUCCUUUCUGUAGGGAUGGUUGUGAUCUCUGUUUUCCAGAAGAUUCUCUGUAAUGUUUCUGUAGGACCUUAUACCCCACAAGCUUUAAUUAAAGCAGGAUUCACUUUUCUUUUGUGUUUGUGAUUUUUCUUUUAAACAUUUUUCUUUGUUAUUACUAGUUAAUUUUAUACUUUCUUUUCUAGAAAUGAAUUCUCUUGAACAGAAGUAAUCAUCUUGGUUUAAGAGGCUGGCUGUGUUUAAAGUAUUUAGUUCCUUAACUGAAGUAGUUUCUUUCAGCUGUUUGAAUGAGUCUGUUCUGAGGAGAGAGAGUACCUAAAAGAUGAUGGUUUGACUACUGAAUUCUCUUCCAUAGUUUACCAUGGUGGGAAAGAGUCAGUGGUUUGUUUUUUAGGGACUAUAUCACUACCUGGCACUUUUAGAUUGAGGGUUCUUGAAUUACUAGUUUUAUAAUAACCAGUAAGCCAGAAAUUUCCUCUCUUGGGUAUGGGAUCAUAGAAAGUGGAUCCUUCCUGAUCCUCACCUUUUGUUGUUUUGUAGUUGUUAACUGUAAUCAGUAGGACUUGUGAUGAAUUUCAUAAAGUCAUAUGAUGUGGGCUAAGAAAUGAGUCUAACUGGGACAAAUACACACACUCACACAAACACACAUCCCCAGUGGGAUGAAGCCCCCUGCUCCUGGACACAAGGUGCAUUUGCACACAAUAAUGCACCAUUUUCUCUUUGCUGAUUGCUUUUCUUACAGGGGAAGCUUGAGAAUAACUUCGUUGAUUGAGGGACAAAUGGACUACUUGGGCAGCAUAUGGUUUGGGUUUAGACAUUAACUCUUUAUGACAAUUGCCUGAGAAAGCCAGUUGCCUAGCACCAGGGGACCGGGGUUUGUGGAAUAUUGUGGAGGAAAACACUAAUCCUAUGGGAAGCUGGGUUUCAGGGAAACUCCUCUAGUAGAGAAGUUAAGUUCAAAGUGAUAGAGUAAGCAAUCAAAGUAAUUUCAGAUAAUGACCAAAAAGGGAGACUUUCUUUUGGCAAUCUAGUUUCUCUGACUAUAGAAAUAGUCAGUGAAUGGGCUAUUAUGUAUUACCAGUUUUCAUUUGUGUUGUAUGUAUAUUAGUUUUCACUUUUUCAGAUUCUUAAAGAAAUUUGGAACAUUUACAAUCUUCCAAAGAUUGGAAACCACAGCUAUAGAUCCAUCUGAACUUCAAAGGGAUUUAUUUCUUCAAAGUAAUACCUAUAAAUGCCACUUUCAGUGAUAUAGAAGUACUAUAGGCUUGUUAAGUUAAACGUUUCAUAUCUUGUAGGGAUUGUCUUUAAAGUUUUUCCUUUUUUUUUUUGGUCCUGGAAAUUUCUCAGCAAUUUUGAUGAAAAUCAAGUUUGCUGUGUCUGAAGCAUGCAUCUUAACCAUGUGGUUUAUCUCUUUUUACUUACUUUAGGGACUUUUUUCAAAGGUUUUAAGCUGUUUCUGCUAGCUGUUAAAUUCAUCAUGAAUUUUCAUUGUAUUCCUUAUUUUAUUCUCUGUCCAGAUACACAGAUGUAAUUAUUUUUCAAGGGCAAAAGUUCUGUGUUUGUAGAAUGAUGUACAUGCCACUGGAGUGAUGAGUGUGAUUUGAUAUUGUGACAAUAAAGAAAUGAUCAUCUGUCUUUUAGA